This is a messenger RNA of Ceratina calcarata, 3113 nucleotides long. RefSeq names its product transcriptional repressor CTCFL. The transcript is spliced from 13 exons. Gene Ontology annotation, cellular component: nucleus. The coding region runs from base 669 to 2798 and encodes 709 amino acids. The record is from RefSeq and is a predicted model, not a curated record. Gene Ontology annotation, biological process: regulation of transcription by RNA polymerase II. NCBI's taxonomy places the organism in Eukaryota, Metazoa, Arthropoda, Insecta, Hymenoptera, Apidae. Gene Ontology annotation, molecular function: RNA polymerase II cis-regulatory region sequence-specific DNA binding; DNA-binding transcription activator activity, RNA polymerase II-specific.
CAGAAUGCGCAACCUCGGGGCCUCCGGUACCCGAUGAAAGUGUACGGUUACGGAACCCUGGAGGCCCGAUUACGUAUCUCCACGCGUUGCCCUCGCCGUUGCGUUCGCCCUCGCCUUCGCCCAUCACGGCGCCGAUCACGUUUCGCUCAUGGCGUCAUCCUCGCUCGCGUUAUCCGCUCCGCGUGUCGCAUGGCGUUCCACAGCAGCGCGUGUCGCUCCUGUCAAUCCCGUUUGACUUCGCGAAACUCUUAUGACGCCCCCGAUGUCUGGAUCACGAGGGAUACCAACGCGUGCUUCGACUUGCCGAUCACUCGCCGACCCCUUCGUUCACCUGCUCCCACGUACCUUGAAUUUCUUCACCCGGAUAUUGAUUUUCCUUUAAUUUCGUUCGAUCCACUAUGUCUCUCGUAGUACCCUCCGUAUCCCGGUGGUAAUCGGCGGCAAAUCUUCGUAUGGAUGCACGUGUCUUCGUAGAUUCACGAACGAUCAUACCUGCGAAUUCUUACGAAAUUUCGACCGUACGCAAUACUCGGGUCUCAUCCCAUUUCUUUGAUAACGCUCUUCUAAAUGGCUUCACUUUUUUAAGAAUGCUCAUUCAUAUAUAUCUAUGAAACAGUACGCCUCAAGAUUAAUGAAUGAAAGUACACAUAUGAAUUAAUGAUUUGACCAUGACAAGUAACGUAGCGACUAUUAAGUUAGAAGAGGAGCAAGAAUCUGUGACAGAGAUACAAACUUAUUUAGAGACGUUUAACAAAGAAAUCGAAGGUGGUCAAGGAGAACAAUUGCAACAUGUGCAAUUGCAACAAGUGGAAGGAUUGUCGGGUGGAGAAGAGGGUGGGACUUACUUCGUUGACCAGUCUGGUCAAUAUUAUUAUCAAGCAAAUAGCGAUGAGACGCCUGUGAUGACACAGGUGCAAAUUCAAGAAGUCGAAGAGACAGAUAUACAAGCUGAAGGGGAGGCUGCUCAGGAAGAGCAGUACCAGGAAAUUGAGGAACUAGAACAAGUAGAUGGAGACGAGGAUGGGCAAGCAACUAGUAAUGAGAACAAUCAGGUCGUAAUCAAUUCUGAGGAUGCGUAUCAGACGGUGACAAUUGUACCAUCAGAUACAAAUUCGGGUGACUUCAGUUACGUAUUCAUAGUUCAGCAACCUGAGUCCGAAGAGAAGGAAAGUAGCAAACCAGUGGUCAGAGAAGGAGCAGAAGGCGAAGAAGGCGAAGGUGAACAAGAUCUUACCGUUUACGAUUUCGAGGAUAACGAGGACAAUGAGCCACCUGUGGAAUCCGAAGUGGAAGAUGACAAAGCAAAGAUUAUUAAAUUCUUACCUAAAAAGUCUCAGACCGUCACCCAAGCUCAUAUGUGUAAUUACUGUAAUUACACAAGUCCUAAGCGGUAUCUGUUAUCGCGGCACAUGAAAUCGCAUUCUGAGGAAAGACCGCAUAAGUGUAGCGUCUGCGAAAGAGGAUUUAAAACGCUAGCUUCGUUGCAGAAUCACGUUAACACGCAUACUGGGACCAAACCGCAUCACUGUAAAUUCUGUGAUAGCGCAUUCACGACUUCCGGUGAACUUGUUAGACACGUUCGAUACAGGCACACCCACGAGAAACCACAUAAAUGUCACGAAUGUGAUUAUGCUUCUGUCGAGUUAUCUAAACUCAAGCGUCAUAUUCGAUGUCACACAGGAGAACGCCCGUAUCAGUGUCCGCAUUGUACGUAUGCAAGUCCUGAUACCUUUAAACUAAAGCGACACUUACGUAUACAUACAGGAGAAAAACCAUACGAGUGUGAUUUUUGCAAAGCACGGUUUACUCAGUCCAACAGUUUGAAAGCUCACAAAUUGAUACACAAUGUUGGCGAUAAACCAGUAUUUCAAUGUGAAUUAUGUCCUACUACGUGUGGACGGAAAACAGAUCUCAGAAUUCACGUACAAAAAUUGCAUACUUCUGACAAACCUUUGAAGUGUAAACGCUGCGGAAAAACAUUCCCGGACCGAUAUAGCUACAAAUUGCACAGUAAAACUCACGAAGGAGAAAAGUGUUAUAAAUGUGAUUUAUGUCCGUAUGCUUCUAUAUCUGCGCGGCAUCUUGAAAGCCACAUGUUAAUUCACACCGAUCAGAAACCAUAUCAAUGUGAUCAUUGCUUUCAAUCAUUCAGACAAAAACAACUCCUCAAACGGCAUUGUAAUCUGUACCAUAAUCCUUCUUAUGUUCCUCCACCUCCACAAGAGAAGACACAUCAAUGCCCUGAGUGCGAACGACCGUUCAGACAUAAAGGAAAUCUUAUUCGACAUAUGGCCGUUCACGAUCCGGAAUCAUCUCUUCAAGAAAAACAGCAGGCAUUGAAGAUGGGGAGACAAAAAAAGAUUCAGAUCAUAGAUGGACAAAGGGUCGAGGUCAUGACAGGUGAUUUAGCUUCUAAACUUAAAGGUUACGAAGAAGAAGAAGAAGAUGAGGACGAUAUGAUGGCUGUUGAAGGAAGCGACGGCCAACAAUACGUCGUGUUAGAAGUUAUACAACUUGCUGACAAUCAAGGAAACGAUCAGCAAAUGGCUGUCGUAGCAAACGAAGACGGAGACUUGAUGGUGCAAGAUCCUUUGAGUCAAGGAAGCGAUCUUGUCGCUGGUACAGAGGAGGAAGAGGUAGACAUGGAUGAGAUUAAAUUGGAAAAUCCCAAAUCUCAAAAUACGCAGAGUGACCCGAAAUUGCAGAAAGAGAUGGAAACGUGCUUCGGUUUCGACGAAGAGGAAGAGGAGGAGGAGGAAGCCAAUGGCAAUAUGAAUAUAUUACAGACGAUUUCGUAAUGAGAAGCAAGAGGACACCCGGAAAUCCAUCUACGUAAUAGUCAAAUAUUUUAUCUCUCUCGCAGUAGCAGCACGCGUGCUGCUGCGCGAGUGCAGUUUAACAAUUAUUUAAACACUGUGCAUAACUCCAAUGGAGCCAACUUUCUCGGGGCUUAGCGCGGCACCCGUAAAUGGUACAAGAACAUUUUUUGCCACUAGUGCAUUAGAUGUAAGUAAUAAUUUAUGAAGGAACAGUAGUUUUGUGGUUUUGUGAAAUAUGCGAAUGUACAAUUAUAAUAAUGUAAAAUAUUAUUAUUUUACUUUAUUAUCGGUAAA